CAGAAGACAGUACUAUGCACGAAUAGCUGAAUCAAGCGUUUAUAACAGUUUUAUGCAUUACACUGUGGAAUUCCAAUAAUCGUCCUUAAUUUAACAGUUUUACUGUUGUUCUUCACAGCACACACACACACACACACUCAAAUAAAUGGAUGAUUCCGAUGUUUCUGAUGAUUUUGAAAGAUUCUGUCAGAUAGCACAACGUUCUCCACGUGAUAGUCUGGCGCCUACAAUACAAAUUACAGAACCAUCUUAUCAUGGAAAUAACAAUAAUAAUCUACCACCAGGAGUGGUAGAGUACCCAGCUACACUGACUGUAGAAUCACUGAAACGUGCAUCGAGUUUUCGAGAGCCCAGGCGCAGAACAUCAUUUCAACCGAGUAGUUUCAGUGGAGAAAUCAGUGCAACCAGAUCACCUAUGAGAUUUAGUCAGCAAUGGGAUAAUCCUAACGAGUUAACACAUUCAAGUUAUAGCUCGGGCUCAAGGCAAUCAUACAGACAACAGCGUCCGCGGUAUUUGAAUGAGGCAAAUGACACAGUUGCUUUGCGCACCACAGAUACGCCAAGAUACCGACCGAGUACAGACAUAAGUCAUGAAUCCCCAGGUCCAUACUCAUGCUCUCCAGUAAUGUAUCGACCUGGGACAACACGUGACAGACCUGGUUCUAUGAAGGAAACAAGCUUUAAGCGUAAUCCUAGUCAAGAUAAACACGGUUCAAGGCCAUCAGCACCAACACUUCAUCCAGCCAAUUAUCCAGUUUGCCAAUAUUCACCUAGCCGACAUUCUAUAGCUCAACCAGAUGAAAAUAUGCUACGUGUUAGACGUUUUGCACGUAAUAAACAUGGGGAAGUUAUCAGUAAAGGUGACAGAGAUGUUCCACAGAUCGAAAUAUUCCCCUCAAGAAGUCCGUCAGGUGAUUCACGAGCAUCAGUAGCAUAUCCACGAUCAAUUCCUGAAAGUAUUCGACAUCAGUCCGAUUCAUCGUUGAGUGAUGAGGUUAUUGAAAUUCCAGCAAUUACCACCACAGCCAAUUCACCUAGAGCUUCAAACGAUGGUUUACACAGAUACUAUGGAAAGCGUACAAGCAGUCCAGUUAGAGGAUUUAAACCAGAGACACGUUUACGUUCUAAAUCAUGGGCUAUUGUCUCAGACAGUCCAGAAACUUCACCUAAACAACUAGAAUCACCAACUGGUGGAGAAGUAUGCCUAGAUGAUCGUCUACUUCAAGUUCAAGUGAUUGGAACUGGUCGAGUCGGUAAGACAAGUAUGUGCAUGCAGUUUCAUACUUCAGAAUCGAUUGAAGAUCCAAGUGAUUCAGUUCAUGAUGAAGAACAAUUAAAUCCGGUCAGAGUGGAAAUCAAUAAUUUAAAAGCCAGUCUAAUUUUCAUGGAAACCGAUAUAAAUGCUGAUGAUGUGGAAGAAGAACUCAACUCGUUGAUCGUAGAUACAGCAGAUGCAUAUCUUGUAAUUUAUGCUGUCGAUGAUCGUAGUUCAUUUCAUGCAGCACGAAAGAUUAUUGGUAUACUAUUGAGUCAGUGUAAACGAUCAAGUGCUAUUAUACUGGCGGCGAAUAAGUCUGAUCUAGUCAGAACACGUGUAGUAUCUAGUGAUGAUGGAAAGAAUUUAGCUCAAAUCUAUUCAUGUAGUUUCUAUGAGAUAUCAACUUCAUUGAAUCAUCGUGUAAAUGAUCUACUCGUUGGUAUCUUGAUAGCUAUAAAAGAACAACAACAAAAUGUUCAACGUGAACGAGAACGACUUGAUCGUAUGGGAUUACAGAGAAAAAGUUCCCAUAAUUCACCAAAGCAUAAAUCUUCAAUUACAGGAUUGAAAUUACCAACAAAUAGUGUCGUGAAAUUUUUUCGAAAACAUUUUACAACAAGAAAGAAUGAACAAAGUUUGGUGUAGAUCAUUUUGAAAUAUAUUUAUAUACACAAUUUACAUAAACAUUAACAAAUAUACGCUUACGUAUCUAUAUUUGAUAGUGUAUGAAUGCGUAUAUAUAUAUAUAGAUAUGUAUUUUUCUUGGUUGAAUUACAGAAUUUCCUUGCUUGAAAGUUCUACUUUUCGUAACUGUUUCCUCCAUCCCCCUUCCAACCUUUACACACUGCAAUUGAAUAUAUCAAUACUAUUCGUUAAAAUAACCGUUUAAUAUCUCUUAUACAUUACCGAUAAUACAAUCAAAUAAUCAUUCUCGUAUUCAAAUCAUAUUCAUGGUUCAAGGUCACCCGGAAAAUCAAUAACUGAUACAUAUAUGACUCUAAAUAAUUGUAGUAGAGUUGACUUAUUUUAUACAUAGUGGAUAACAUGACACCUGUUUUCUAAGCUGCCAUUGUCUUAUUUCCGUCAUUCAUUAAUUUAUCAUUACCAUACUCCACUGUUGUUCUCUAUGUGAUCUAAUUCUACUUCCAAUGACAAAAUAGAGAGUGAAAUAUUAGUUUUUGUGACAUAAAAGUAUCUAUUCGAGAAAAGUCAUCCAAAUAAAUUGUGUAUGAUCAUUGUAAAAAAAAAAAAGGAGCUAAUGGUCUCCAGUGUCGUAUAUGUGUUCCUAAUG
Messenger RNA from Heterobilharzia americana, 2549 nucleotides. The record is from the annotation of a GenBank genome assembly. NCBI's taxonomy places the organism in Eukaryota, Metazoa, Platyhelminthes, Trematoda, Strigeidida, Schistosomatidae.